Molecule: messenger RNA, 2197 nt
Organism: Oreochromis niloticus (Nile tilapia)
Lineage: Eukaryota; Metazoa; Chordata; Actinopteri; Cichliformes; Cichlidae
Gene: guca1c
Product: guanylate cyclase activator 1C
Exons: 4
Coding region: 1613-2182 (189 amino acids)
Molecular function (GO): calcium ion binding; calcium sensitive guanylate cyclase activator activity
Source: RefSeq, a predicted model, not a curated record
CAAUUUUCUCAAACGACAAAAGAGACUUCCUGAGAAAAGGAAGUAUUAUGUAUUACACGAAUUUCUAAUAACACUAUAUGAAAGAAAUGCUGAGUUUUAAAUCUUGUUCUUCUUUUUCCUGGGGGGGGAAUACAGUUUUACAUGUUCACAAACAGCCAUUCUGCAUGACAGUCACAUGGUGGUCAAAAGGUUAAGUUUAAACAGCAGCGCAUCUGUGGGAUCCAAAAAGAUUUCAACAGCUUAUUACUGGACACAAAACCACACCACCCCGUUUGCUCUUUGAAAUUUCCAAAUAUUGCAGAUAUUGGCACAUUUUUGCUGAGACGGAAUUUAUUGAUCCAGACUGGACAACGUUGCUCUGUACUGUAUUUAGAGUUACAGAGGGCAUUUUUUUUUUUCUCUAACAUUUUACUAAAUAUGCUGGCAGCAGUGAUAGCUCAUGGGCACCAUUCUGGCUGUCUAUGUCUAACAGGUAGCAACUGCCUGUCUUGCUUGUAGUAAAGGAGCUCUUUCUUGUGAAUGCUAUUUUAAGAAUCAGUAAUCAUCCAAAGCCAGAUUUACUCUAACAAGCACGCUGAGCUUUGAUAGCCUUGUUUUGUUUUGUUUUUUUACUUCAUGGUAGGUCAGAGACCAGUCACAGAGUUCAGUGACAGAUCAACAGUGCUCGAACAACACGUGUAAUGUGUGUGCAACAUUUUUCUGUAUUCUUAAAAACUCAGAUCAUGCUGAGAUUAAAUUCACAUGGAAAAUGCAUCAUUAUCAAACUUAUGCUUGAAGAAGUCUAGCUGACUGGUGAUUAAAAAUAUCAGUCUGGGCAAAGGCAGCUCCUUUUCGCUGUUAGAAACGCAAGCACAGUUAGCCUAUAAGCGUCAAACACUGGGGUGGCAGAAACCAUAGAAAUGACAAGAUUUGAUUAUUCAUGACUUGCAGGAGAAAAUCCAAAAAUCAAAGUUAUUAGGAUUCAGGAAAACUUACGUUCAUAUGCAUACAUAUUUGGCAUAAAUAAUACCAAACUUUGGGACGGGACGGGCUUGACUGACAGACACCUAAAUAAAGAGAGUUAGUAAUCAAGACGUAAGGAAAUAAAGGCGUGGAUAAGGGUUUCCAGAUCUUUAGAUGAUAAGAUAGAUACCAUAUAAUUUUAUUAUAGGCUUUUAGUAACAGAUUGCCUAAAGAUACAAUUUCAAAUUGUUUUUUGCUAAAUUUUCUGAUAUGUGUAGACACAACAUGGGUUCAUCCCUAGUAUUUGGUGCUUUUUUUAAAUACUUGAAUUAUUCAUAGAUGGGUGUUAAAUGGCUUAACGAACCAAAAACAAAACCAUUCUCCGAAAGUUAUGCUUUUCUCUGAAAGUGACCCCUGCAGGAAGUUCCUUUGUGCCAAUGGAAACUAGUUCAGUCAAAGAGCACACACUUUGCCCUGACGUUUUAGCAAGAUUCUCUGGUUAUCCUAUUAAAGGGUUAUGUCUCCUUUUAGCUGCCUCAAGAUGUAAAGCUUAAGGAGGUUGUUGUUACUCAGAGCUCAGAGUAGGUGCUACACUUUCCUCUGUGGAUUCACUUUGAUCAGCAGCUCUCUACAGGUUUCUGGACAAAAGUCCCAAUCAUCUGGAGUGAAAAUGGGUGCCCACGGCUCCAACCUGGAUGAUAUCCUGGAGGAGGACAUGCACCACUGGUACACAAAGUUCAUGAGGGAAUCUCCUUCGGGGCUCAUCACGCUCUUUGAGCUGAAGACAAUGCUUGAAAUGAAUGGUAUGACAGAGGAGGCCAGCAGCUAUGUGGACCAGGUCUUCGUCACCUUUGACAUGGAUGGGGAUGGCUAUAUAGACUUUGUUGAAUAUAUUGCAGGCAUUAGUUUAUUACUGAAAGGAGAAAUAAAUCAGAAGCUAAAGUGGUACUUCAAGCUCUUUGAUCAGGAUGGAAAUGGAAAAAUUGACAAGGAUGAACUGGAAACUAUAUUUAAGGCCAUUCAAGACAUCACCAGAAGCUACGACAUCCCUCCAGAAGAGAUUGUGAAUCUUAUAUAUGAGAAGAUUGAUGUCAACGGAGAAGGUGAGCUGACGCUGGAAGAGUUCAUCAGUGGAGCAAGGGAGCACCCUGACAUCAUGGAUAUGCUCACUAAGAUGAUGGAUUUAACUCAUGUCUUGGAAAUUAUUGUCAAGGGUCAACGGAGGAAAGCUCUGAACUGAGUCAGUAAACAACAA